UUAGACUAUUAGUAUUAGAACAAUUAAAAUUGAGUGAAAUUUUUCUCUGAAAAUCGUCCUUCCUAUAACCCUGCUUGCCAAAUUAUCAAAUAUUUGGCAAGCACUCGGGAUAUAACUACUGAAUAUUGUGGAUUGUUUUCACUUAUUGUAAGAAUACCAAUUAUAGUUGUGAAGAAAUGAAAAUUUUCGCGUUAUUAGUAGUGUUCGUUCAGUUGAUUUUUAUUUCAUAUUUAUAAUAAGAUAAUCUAUGAAAGUAAUAAGAUUAUUCCUCAAUUUUUACAGGUGUGUGAAAGAUAUGAAUGAGAGUGUUGGAUAUACUUUCAUUGCCCAAUGUUUACUUACGACACUUUUUACAGCAACAAUGGUAUUCAUUACUAUAACCGAAGAUCCGUAUGCAACGUUGAUGACGUUGGGUUGUUUUUUAUAUCUGUAUAUUUUUUGUCGCGUUGGGCAAUUUUUAGAAGAUGAGCAUGAAAAACUUGUGGAAAGUGUUAAAUUCUUACCUUGGUACAAAAUUCCACCACGGAUGCGACAAAACUAUAGGUUUUUUCUUGGAACUGUUCAAAUUCCGAUCCAUUUCAGAAUAAAACCUCUUCUCAAGGUCAACAAAGAAUAUUUACUUUUUAUUGUUCGUGGAUCUUAUAGUAUGGCUACAUUCAUGAUGAAUUUAGCCAGUAGGAAAUGAAACAAGAACUACAUGUCAAAGUGCCUUAUGUAGCAAAAAAACCUAACCUAACACUUCACAGAUCUACACGAAACAAGAAAUUUAAAAAAUUUAAAACCACAGUCUGCAAAUCGUUGUUAGAAUACUUGAUAGGGGAUGGUGGGCCAACUGAGACACCUUAAGUUCAAUUCUUCAAUAAUACGAAUAAAACAAUUAUUCAUUCUUCGUGAAAAUUAUCUUCUUAUGAUCCAUUAUGAUAAACGCAUAUUUUGUUUUUCUCUUCAUCUGAUUUUAAUGGUGGUUUGGCCGGUUAGUUUCUUUCUUAGAUUUUUUUUUCUCAUUCGAAGAUUUUGGUUCAGCCCUAUUAAAUAAUAAUAAUGAAGAACUUUUCUUGAAUAGAAAUUUGAUUACAGUUGUUUUAACAUUUAUAUGUAGAGGGCGAGGUUCAGUUCGUUCUGAGUAUUUCAUACCCCAAACCAGUGGCGUACCCAGACAUAAGCCUUAGGGGGAUAAAAAAAAAAGUUUUCUAAAGAAUUUUGCUUACUCAUAUCUAAUAAGAUAUAUGAUAUAUGAGGUUGAUACAUAUAAUGGAUAUUCCUCCUGGGGGGGGAUAUAUCCCCCUUAUCCCCCCCCCCCCCUUGGGUACGUCACUGUCCCAAACGUCUGUUCAACUAACCCUACAUGAACUCAAUAAUUACAUAUGACGCCAAAAAUAAAGAAAAUCAAUUUGAAAGGUGCAAAAGAGAAAACAGAAAGAAAACAAAAUUCAAAGUUCAGAAUUAUACCCAUAUCCUGGAAAUAUCAACGAAUUAUAUCCAGUUUUCAAUCUUUAUUUCCACCUACUUAUCCACUCAGAAUUUCCAGCACCAUCUUUCUGAAUUUUUUCUUAGAGUAAUAUUAAUCAAUGCUCGUGUAGUCUCCCUUUGACUGCUUUGUUUUUGCUUUUUUUUUCGAGUUGGUCUUUCUAGGGUAAAUAUUAGUGAUUUCUUUAGAACUCAAGAUUCACUUGCCCCAAUCUGAACUGAAAUUAAUGUUUUCAAAAAAAGUUGGAUGUUGUAUGAUGUACACCAUGAAAUAUAUAGGAUUUCCCUUCAUGCAAAUUAUGAAAAAUCUCUAUUUAAUUAAUUCAUCUGAAAUAUAACAGAGCAAGAGUUGUAUUACGAUUAAUUUCCAUAUUAACUAUUUUACUAUUUGUCAGUAGUUGAUACACUCGUGGACUGUAUUCAUUUUUGCCAGAUAUAAAGCCAGUCAUAAGAGAUAUUGCUAAAGACGCACUUGCUCCCUAUGGCUCACUUACCCAACUCUCCCCUAUAUUUGAUGUAAUUAACCACUAGAUAAUGUGGGUGGAUGUUCAUUAUCCAUGUCAUAUGCAACACUUAAUAUAUGUAUAAGAAAUCAUAGGUUACAAUUAAUAAUUCUUCACUCUCCCAUCAUUUUUGCACUUUUGAAUAUCAAAAUGACACUUCUAACAUAAACCAUUUCCUUUUUUUUAUUCGGUACAAUCGCGGACCUUAUAAAUAUAAAAAUGUAUCCUGAAAAAUCGAAAAAUAUGCGUGGGCACUCACAAGGGUGAAAGAUUGGAUAUGAACUAGAAUGGUUGAAGACAGGUUGGAUGUAUUGGCAUUAAUGCAUAUACAUAGAACCAUUUGCAGCAGUCUUAAUGUUGAAAGAUACGAUAGUCAAAAAAAUACGAGACUAGA
Harmonia axyridis is the source of this 2364-nucleotide messenger RNA. RefSeq lists its product as uncharacterized. Gene Ontology annotation, biological process: sensory perception of smell; detection of chemical stimulus involved in sensory perception of smell. Gene Ontology annotation, molecular function: odorant binding; olfactory receptor activity. Gene Ontology annotation, cellular component: plasma membrane. NCBI's taxonomy places the organism in Eukaryota, Metazoa, Arthropoda, Insecta, Coleoptera, Coccinellidae. Bases 248 to 685 code for a protein of 145 amino acids. The transcript has 4 exons. The record is from RefSeq and is a predicted model, not a curated record.